AUACUUCAAAGCUCAAAAUCAGCUAUGAUACCUCUUCAAAUUCAACGAGUCUUGGCUUUGAAAGCCAUGACUAGACCACCAGUUAGGUCAAUCUCCAACCUUGUCCCCAAUAUUAUAUCUGGGAAGGAAGUUGCUUCUGCAAAAUUACAAAUCCCCGUACUUUCCCCCAAUGCUCCGUAUGAAACCUUGCACCAUUAUACCAGUUUCCCAGUCUCACCAGAGCUGAUUUCAGAAUUGUCAUCCAUUGUUCAAUCAGGGUUCAAAACAUGGUCUAACACUAGCGAAACUGAACGGAUAAAGAUUUUUACGAGGGCCAUUGAAUUACUUCAACAACGUCGCCAUGAACUUAUCGAGUCACAAUUAGAAAUUGGAAUGCCCAUGUGGUUUGCUGGGUUCAACGUUGAUGGGUUCAUUGGUCAAGUUCAAGAAUACAUCAAUAUGCUCGGUAAUUCCUCGAGCACCUCGAUUAUCCCCUCAGCGGAAACUGAUUUGGCCAUGGCAGUCAGAUCCCCCAUUGGGCCCGUCCUUUCAAUUUCUCCUUGGAAUGCCCCAGUCCUUCUUGCUGGACGUAGUAUUAUGGCUCCAUUAGCUGCUGGAUGUUCUGUGAUUGUUAAACCUGCCGAGAAAUCACCAAAGUGUGCAUAUUUAUUAGUUAAAUGUUUCCUUGAUGCUGGAGUUCCUGGCAAUGUCCUUCAGUUGGUCAAUGUCAAACCUCAAGAGAAUGCUGUUUUUAUUGAUAAGUUGUUGGGUACUGGCGUUAUUAGAAAGUUAAACUUCACUGGUUCCACUCUUGUGGGGAAGAGCAUCGCUGCCACUGCUGGAUCUCAUUUAGUUCCAUGUUUGUUGGAACUCGGAGGUAAGAAUGCUAGUAUUGUUUGUCCAGAUGCUGAUAUUGAUCAAGCUGUGGGGAAAAUCACCUGGAGUGGUUGGUCACAUAAAGGACAAAUCUGUAUGAGUACUGAUGUUGCUUAUAUUCAUGAGUCUGUAUAUGACGAAUUUAAGAGCAAAUUGGUCACUGUUGCCCGUGAGAUCGCUCAAGACCCAGAUUAUUUGAUUCCUCAGCGUGAUCUCGUAGGCACAACAAAAGUGGUUAAUUUAAUUGAAGAUGCAUUAAACAAAGGAGCAUCACUUACAUUUGGUGAAUUCUCCAAGCAAGAAAUUGAAUCUUCUGGUAUUAUUAAGCCAAUUAUUUUGGAAAAUGUUAUUAAGGGAAUGGAAUUGUACGAUCAAGAACUGUUUGGUCCCGUUUUCCUGAUUGAAAAAUACUCUAAUAUUAACCAAGUAAUUGAUAAAAUUAACCAUAGCCCAUAUGGAUUGAAAUCAGCCAUUUGGUCAAGAAAUGUAUUUGAAGCAAUUAAGUUAGCCAAGCAAAUUGAAACCGGUGGUGUUCAUAUUAACAAUUCUACAGUUCAUGAUGAGCCAACUGUUCCUCAUGGUGGUUUGAAAUCAAGUGGUAUUGGAAGAUUUAAUUCUCGCUGGGGUAUUGACGAUUUUACUGUAGUUAAAUCUAUCACUGUGAACCAAUAGAGCAUGAUAUAUAUAUAUACGAAUAGAAUGAUAUUUUUGUU
Messenger RNA from Spathaspora passalidarum NRRL Y-27907, 1568 nucleotides. RefSeq lists its product as uncharacterized. The record is from RefSeq and is a predicted model, not a curated record. Gene Ontology annotation, molecular function: succinate-semialdehyde dehydrogenase (NAD+) activity. NCBI's taxonomy places the organism in Eukaryota, Fungi, Ascomycota, Pichiomycetes, Serinales, Debaryomycetaceae. Bases 67 to 1527 code for a protein of 486 amino acids. The transcript has a single exon.